Molecule: messenger RNA, 508 nt
Organism: Bombyx mandarina (wild silkworm)
Lineage: Eukaryota; Metazoa; Arthropoda; Insecta; Lepidoptera; Bombycidae
Gene: Pex1
Product: peroxisomal biogenesis factor 1
Biological process (GO): protein import into peroxisome matrix
Cellular component (GO): peroxisomal membrane; peroxisome; cytosol
Molecular function (GO): ATP hydrolysis activity; ATP binding
Source: RefSeq, a predicted model, not a curated record
AUGUCAUGUUUUUUUCUCCACCAGUGGGGCAGACACGAAGUACUCCAAACAUUGACGAAGAAUCUAACCGUAGACCAAGAGGUAGACCUCCGAGAAUUGUCUGAGCGCACCGAGGGGUACACUCCCGCCGAUCUCAAGUCCUUACUGGUCACGGCGCAGCUGACAAGACUAGAGAAACAAUUGGCUCACAACGACGACACGACAUUGGGGUCCGUGGUGGUGCAGCAAGAAGACAUCGAUGGAGCUUUGGAUGAAACCAAACCUUCGCUGUCGAGAGAACAAUUACUGUUCUACGAUAUGAUAUACAAAAGGUUCCGAGGCGAGACUCUGACGUCCGAACAGAAGAUAAUGGCCGGCCGGUUUGAGAAGCAACGCGCCACUUUGGCUUAAAAGAUACAUAUAGAGAGAGAAUAAUUGACACAAAAUGAGUUUCUCGAAUUGUGCGAUUAUUUUUUAAAUAAUAAUGUACGAGUCAUUUUUACUUAGGGGAAAAAAAAUAAAAAUGCGA